AUGAGCCGCAUUGCCUGGGACCUCCCUGGGUACCAGUUCCUGGUCCGGAUGGUGGCCGAGGGCGGGGCAGCCGCGGCGCAACAGGUAUUCGACGAGGUCGCCGGUGAGGUAUUCCAACUCAUGGUACACACCGUCGGUCACGCGCUCGUGGAAGCAUUGGAGUUCUGGACGGACGAGCAGAUCACGCGCGUGCUCGGGAUCCUCGGCGCGGCGUCUCCCAGCAAGAUCGUCGCGGCUGCCACGAACCAUGCAGGGUCCAACAUCCUUCAGACGCUGGUCGGUAAAAUAACCGGGCAGCAGGGGCACGUUGAGUCUUUCACCAGGACCCUCGCCGGCGUCCGGGUGUCCGGCGUGCUUUCCAUGAUAGAAGACAUGGACGGCAGCCACCUGAUCCUGAAAUGCCUCGACACGUUCUCAGCCAAGCAGAACCUGGUACACGUCGUCAGUUUCGACCCACCUUUUCCUUCGGUGAUCUAA
Molecule: messenger RNA, 477 nt
Organism: Phragmites australis (common reed)
Lineage: Eukaryota; Viridiplantae; Streptophyta; Magnoliopsida; Poales; Poaceae
Product: putative pumilio homolog 7, chloroplastic
Exons: 2
Coding region: 1-477 (158 amino acids)
Biological process (GO): post-transcriptional regulation of gene expression
Cellular component (GO): cytoplasm
Molecular function (GO): mRNA binding
Source: RefSeq, a predicted model, not a curated record